This is a messenger RNA of Styela clava, 3403 nucleotides long. The record is from RefSeq and is a predicted model, not a curated record. Lineage: Eukaryota; Metazoa; Chordata; Ascidiacea; Stolidobranchia; Styelidae.
ACACCAAAAUGACAUAAAACCGAGCAGUCAAACUGAAAGUUUGUCGCUUAAAGAACGAAUAUUGCUUUUCCAAAUGAUGAAAACACACAUCUCAGAAUCAACGGAUAGUGAUGAGCAGUCUAAUUCGUCGGAUAUAUCAACCGGAUCUGAAAAUUGUAGCCCGGAUUUAAAAGAUCGACUCCGGAUUAACCAAGUGAAAUUACAAGCCUUGCUUAAAAAGAAUCCAUUGGAUAACCAAAAGUGUGACGUAACAAAGGCUGAAGAAGAUUCUGAUAUUCCAUUUCAACCUGGUACACUUCGUCUUUCAGUAUUCCGCACAUCGCCGGAACAGCAAACAAAACAAUAUGAGAUAUCUCCAAAGUACGCCAGCGUUUUUGAAUCGUUCGUAAAACGUCGGCCACUUUCGGAGAGUUUCGCAACAACUCGUCCACUUUCGGAAAAUUUUGCGGCUAUCCGGGACCUCGAUAUCAAUUCAUCUUCCGAUGAAGAACUAACUGAUCCAAUACCGGAAUCACCUCUGAACCUAUCAGACGCAGAAAACAUGGCAUCUCCAGAUUCCCCGGGUUUCAUGAAUCGCCGUCGCAACAAGUUUGUGACACAGAAUAAUGACACCCGGCCAAAAUCACUUUACGAUUCUGCCAAGCCUCGACCACCCUCAAAGACGAAACGAUCCUCGAAAACGGAUAGCGUCGGUGGAAGAUUGGGACGCUUAAUGAACUUGCGUCCAUGGAAAAGCAGUGAACGGAAGCCUUCAGAUGUACACAAAAGCACGUACGAACGUUCCUUUGAACCUGUGCCUGUAUCGGAUGGCUGGUCCAACGUUGUCGGUCAAAAUCCGGAUUCUUCGAAUUCUGCAGUAAAUAGACUCCAACCACAUCCGCCUGCCACAAGUCCUACACGACCUAUUCCAGGUCCCAGGAAAAAGAGACACGCUCCUAAACCCCCGGAAAAUGUGGCACCUUAUGCACUAACGACCGAUGUUGGGUCGGACGUAAUAUCUACGCCCGAUCUAGACGUCGGUCACGGUAAUGAGAAUCCCGUUCUAGGAACAGAAGUAGCCACGCCCACACCAGAGCCCCGCCCUUCUAAUAUACCGUCCAUAUCCGAUUCGUCCACCUCGUCCUUUCAAAACAAUCCGAGCGAUGAGCAAAUGUCCACGGCAGACGUAACACCCACAAUACCUGUGGCGGACACAGUUAAACCAUUUGCAGAAGUCACUUUAGAAAGUUCAGUAACGACGCCCGAUCUGGCAGUCAAAGAUGCAGUGAUAAGUAGUAACUUAAUAGACGCUUCUCUUUCAGCGGAAGUAAAAAGACCUACAGAACCUUCUGCGCCACAGACUAAAAUACCUCAAAAAAGCGGAUCAAUUUCAUCAGAUAACAUUACAUUACCCACAGUAACGCCUCCUCCAAGGCAUGUAAAACUCAAAAAAUUAUCUCAAAGUUCCAGCAUUCCACCGAAUAUUAGCGACAACGAUGAAGUACAAAUCGAUGGGGGAUCGAUUCUACACAAAGCUGAAGAAACUACUAAUCAAAAACAUAUACAAUCAUUAGAUUCUACACCUCGAGAAUCGGCGUUUCCAGCCGUUGUAUCGGAAUCUAUAGAGAAAGUCGUUCACUCUGUCAUGCAAUAUUUAAUAGAACAGGUCCAGGAUGCCGUAUCGUCCUCACAGAAAAAUAAUACAAAGUCCUUUGGAAAGGAGUCAGCCAGUCGAGAAAACUUGCCUAUUCCGCAAGCAGCAGAAAUCCCCAUAGUUCCUGUAGAAGCUAAUAUGCAAGAAUCCGCAAAUGUGCAAAUUGAUGCAAGUGCAAUAGACACUAAUAACCAAUCUUUUGUGGGUGAUGACGUCACAUUGCCUGUAAAUCAUAGUGACGUAAUAAAGUCUUUUGAUGACGAAAUUCAUAGUACUGUUUCGCUUCGCGACAGUCCACGCGAUGAGAAACAACGCAAGAAAAAAACGCGGCGUCGAAAAAGUGCUGACAAUGCAAGUAGCGGGUACUCUAGUCCAGGCAGUGGUGACGAAGGGCCGAUUUCCCCAGAACCUCCUCCGUCAGUGACGUCAUUACCUUCGCCUACGUCAUCAUAUUAUUCUGCAUCACUAUCUGCUUCGUCCUCGAGAGUUAGCGAUUUAUCCAGGGAGUUGACUUUGGCAAAACCAGUCAUAAAAGCAGAAUACACAGACAAUGUACCACGUGACAAAAUUGCCAAGCGCGACGAAUCUCCUGUUGCCGAAUCAGCGGAUACAAAAGAACAAGAAAUCGCUGACCACGAAAAAUCAAAAAUAACUGAAGUUGAAACUAACAAUAAUGGAAAUACUAAAAUCCAGGAAGAAACGCCCGAAAAACCGACCGAAAAUAGUAAUCAUAGUGGCGAAAGUUCAGCGGAAUUAACCACCAAAACUGACAUCGAAAUAUCUGCGCUUGCCCAAGCGCGCGCAUACAAAGCCCUUCCGGAUAAACCAGUGCAGCUUCGACAGAAUCCGGGGACAAGAGUUCGUUCGAAAAGUGAAUAUAUCCCUUACAGUGAAGAUACGGAAGAAUGGCAACAUGAAAUAGGCAGAGUCAGUAUUUGUAUGAUUGAAAAGCCAGUGGAAACCACAGGGAGUUUAUCGAAGUCUCAAGCAAGACUAUACAAGCCAGCAUUGCAGAAAGGCAUCAAAGCACCAUCCAAAAAGAAGGCUUUGGCCGCGGCACAGAAGAGUCGGGCUUUUGCUAUGCGAGCAAAGCCACACUGGCAAAGACAUUCGUACGCUGAAUCCUCAACAAGUCCGUAUAUACUCGAAGGAGUGAAUUCAGAACCAACGGUCGCGAGUUCGAAUCUCGUCUCACACUUCGUUUCUACGCAAAACAUUUCUACAUAUUAUGACGGCAUAGAGCAAAGAACCGUCACGCCUCACGAGAUUUUAACUUCGAAACGAGAAGAAUUCUUCAACGCUUUUAAAAAUACGAAUAACAGAAACUCAGAACAUUUUGGCGGUUCGGUUAGACAUUUGCCUGUGAGUUCAAACGAGUUCGUUAAUGACGUCAUACACGAAGUCAGCGAAAUAGAUUCUCCGGUGAAAGCCGAGCAAGCAAAAAUCGCAAAUUUAGAGGAAUCAUCACUAACAACAACUAAAGAGACGCAUCAGGUUCAACGACAGCCCUCUGAAACGUCAUCAACAGACAGCAGUACUCAUUAUUCGAGCCAGAAUUCUUCUGUUUAUACGGGAUCGACGUGGUCACUCAGUGGAGAUAUGGCGUCACAAGCCCGUACUCGCAAACCGUCUCUUCGUCGCAGACUACAAGGAGCUUUCAGUUUUCAAAAUAUCAGGAAAGCCAUCAGCAUGGAAAAACUAAGUGAAUUAGAAGGAAAAAGAAGGUACGUCGGUUCUCACAUUACGAGCUUAUAGCAUUCGCUGUCUCAA